AAACGAGCUUGAGCUCUCGCCCUUUGGCCCCCCAGAUUUCUCGCAGAACCACAUCACGCUCAUCAGCGCCAUCAAGCGCCAGGAUCUCCACAAUCUAGAGUCGCUGCUCCAUGUCAUCUCCAGCGCCAACCUCAACCACAUCGACCCAAGUACCGGCCUGGCCCCAAUUCAUGUUGCCUGCCGAGUCCGUCCCCUGCAGAGCCCCGCCAGCCCGGCGGUCAUCCGCAAGCUGGUCGAGAAGGGCGUCGACAUCAGCGUUCGCAACAUCAAAAGCGGCAAGACUUGCCUGCACUACCUCCUUCGGGCAACCCUACAAGUCCAAGGCUGACACCGAUACUGCUGCCGAGGCCUCGGUACUGGAAGAAGACACAGCAAAGCGAAGCGACUCGGGAGCCCCGGCUUCGGCACGAGAGGCCCUAUACGACUUGGUGGCCUUCUUCAUCGAACAGGGAUUUGAUCCCAACGUUGCCGAUUUUGAUGGCAACACGCCUGCCCACUUUGCCGCUCGCAGCGGUGAUCUCGGCUUGGUCAAACUCCUGGUGACGGAGGGCCAAGUUGAUAUGACGGCCAUGAACAACAAGCGCAAGUCGCCUGCGGGCGUCGCGGCAACCAGGGAGAUCCGGCAGUACAUCCUCGGCGCCACCGGUGUCGACAUCGACGACGGCAACGCCGACGACUCUGGCUCGCUUGACGCUUCCGCCGCAGCCCGCACCAGCGCCAACUACUCGGACGCUAAACUCUCGCCUCAGCCCCCGCAAGCUGCCAUUGCUCGGCUCUCUAUCCCGGACGCCUCCUCGGAACUUUCACCGCAGCGCUCGGCUAGAAUCGACGAAGAGACCCGCCGGCAGCUCGAGCAGCGUAUUCGUGCUCUGGAGGCAGAGAACGACUCCCUGCGCAACGACCUCACUCGCUCCCAGCGACGGGCGCGCCAGGCUGAGAGCGACAUCAAUCGCGCUUACGAGUUUGCUCGCAAGGAAAUCCGGUCCAUCUUCCAGUGUGCCAACCUCAUCACGUCGGGAGUGACGUUCGAGUCUCCGGGCGACACUGCCGAGGCAUCAGCCCGACCCACCGGAACCAGCAUUCUCGAUCUGGUGCAGCGGACUUUCGAGGCAGCCGUACCAAACUUUGGUUCUGAGCCGAGCUACCGGGACCUCUCUGCUAUCCAGCAAACCCGGAUAUCGGUGCAUCUCCAGGACACCCUCACUGCGGACGAGAUUCGAAUCCAUGCAUCGACGGGCAUUGCCAUUAUCGAGCGGGCGCUCUACAGCAUCCGCGAGGUGCUCCGGAUCGUCAGUAGGACCAUUCGCCCACCACACCCAGCGGGCGCAUCCGAGAGCCAGCCAAGCAGCAGGUCCACCACCAGGCCAGCUCCGACCCCGGCUCCCAGCCAUCCUCCCCCUCCUGCGGCAUCGGAGCUGUAUACCCUGUUCCUGGCCCUUCCCGAGGUGAGCGACAAGCUCCGCAAGAUGAAGAUUCUCAAGUCCGAGACAGCGGUGAUGAAGCGCGGCAAUGCCCCAGCCGAGGAUAUCGAGGCCAAGCGCGAGCAGUACACGAACCUCGUGGUGUCGCUUUUGCUGGCCUUCAAGCAGAAAACGGGCUAUGACACCGACCUGGAGACUCUGCAGAGGGCUCUGAAGCGCCGGGAGCAGAGUCUGGCUGAAUCCGGUGCCGGCCGCUCCGCUGCCCCGCAUGCGGGCCACUCCGACCCGGCUCACCAGCGACCGUUCCGGGCACUCUCUCCUGACACCGACCCCGAGCACCCAGCUGCUUCCGAUCCAGGUCGCGCUGCAGGCACCCGGACCAUGUCGCCCCCAUGGUCCUUGGCGGGCUCGGACAUGGAGCACCUCGGCGGACAGAAGCCGGAGCAGCGGCCCCAUUGAUCGUUGCCGGACAGCCUCGCCGGAUGGCCGCGGCCGCUCGGGCCGAUACGAAAGCAAUAGUGAAUGGGUGGCAACGAGUCCCCCAAGUUCAGUGUACCACACAAGAUCCACGAGACGGGC
Messenger RNA from Polychytrium aggregatum, 2000 nucleotides. RefSeq lists its product as uncharacterized. Lineage: Eukaryota; Fungi; Chytridiomycota; Chytridiomycetes; Polychytriales. The record is from RefSeq and is a predicted model, not a curated record. Gene Ontology annotation, molecular function: protein binding. Bases 111 to 1880 code for a protein of 589 amino acids. The transcript is spliced from 3 exons.